Molecule: messenger RNA, 2424 nt
Organism: Parasteatoda tepidariorum (common house spider)
Lineage: Eukaryota; Metazoa; Arthropoda; Arachnida; Araneae; Theridiidae
Product: erythroferrone
Molecular function (GO): hormone activity
Source: RefSeq, a predicted model, not a curated record
GAAAAUAUCACUUGGAGCUUUUGUCCAGUUUACUUGCCCACUCUUUGCCUUUAUUUUCAGAAACGAAUCACCUUUAGGAAAAGAUUUUUAAGAAUUUCCUGUGGAAGGCAGUCGGUUUUGCCAUUUUCAGUUCUGAGGUCUUCAGUUCGCGCGGUUCGUCGGUGGUAGUCAAUUAGGAACGUAGGAUAAUCAAAGAAGUCUUUGUAUGUUGCGUCAUUGUUGAUUAAUCGGAAAUGGAACAUUUGUUUAUCGAGUAAUUAUGUCUAGUGGAUUGAUUUCAAAUUGAUUCUGGGAUUAUUUGGUGUUUUGUGGUUGUUUAAUUGGCGAUUUGUGUUGUUCUUUUUGCCCCGAACUGCGCUUUUUUUGCUUAGAACUAUUAACAUGAUUUGUAAUCUACAUUUUAUUGUGUUUGUGACUUUCCUGGUAUCCAUUAUUUGCCAAACUUCGGCAGCUAAAAAGAGGUUUCGGAUAGAAGCUGGAGAGCGAAAAUGGCCAUUGAAUCCAUCUUUGCAGAGAUCUACGGCGCCAAAGAAAAAUGAAGGAAUUACCUCAUUAAGUUCUAAGGAUACAUGGAAAUAUUUCCAGAAUGCAGUCCAAGAAAACGAACGGAAAGUAAGAAGAGAGAAGAAAGCGCAACGAAAAAUGAUGACUAGAACUUUCAAUAUGCAGAGACCAUCUGUAGGCUUGCCAGGACCUAGAGGGCCAAUGGGGCCACGAGGUCCUAAAGGUGCUAAUGUAACAGCAGAAGAAAUGUUUGAAGAGUUCCGAUCGCUAAUAAAUGACAUGACAAAGCAGAAAAUUCUUCGUGCAGCUGAUCCUAGGUGUACAGAGUUGUGUGUGUCCACCUUGGGAGCAAAUGACAGUGAACCUGUCGACAGGUGGGCUUUAUUAAAGGAAGAAAAUGAUUUAUUUUUGCCGAAAGUCAUCAGUUCUUUCAUGUGGGAUUUGAAACGAUACAUUCUUGUACCAAAACAUGCUAAAGUAGAACUGGAUAUGUUUAAAUCAGCAUCUAAACCAGGAGCAUAUGGCAGAGAUUCUGGUAAGUCGGAUGCUGAUAGUGGUAGAUUUUUCGCUCCCAGGACCGGAUUCUACACAUUUAACGCAAGGAUGCAUAUCCGUUUGCCAGAAACAAAAGUUGUCAGAAGCGACUUGUUCUCUGUACAGAUAUGCAUUGAUUCCUCCUUGCAGGAGAAGACAUCUUUAGAAACUGUUUCGGGUCUCGGUCCAGGUAGUAUGAUGACGGUUACGGUGAAUGGUCUAUUACACUUAAAAGUAAAUCAGUACGUUUCUGUAUUUGUGGACAACGCUUCAAAUUCUGAUCUCACUUUCCUGGAUGGUUCACAGUUCAGUGGUUAUUUAGUGGGAAUUUGAUCUCAAGGAAACAAAGAUUACAAAAUUCAUACAAUACAAUAGCAAUUAAUUACAUUAGUUUUCUGAUGCAAUUGUUUAAUCAAACAUUUCAUCUCAUUUUUAUGAAAGGGCUAUUUUUUGGAUAUUAGAACCAGGUGUUUGAAAAUCUUCUAUGGACAGAAAUAGCCGAUAUAAAUAUAUAUGGACACAAACUUUAUCGAUCUGUGGUUCAUGAUGCUAUUGAUAUUACAGAAAAACAAACUAUACGGGGUAUCGGUUUUAGCUUUAAUAUGCUUUAUUAGAGUGAAAUAGUUGAGAUAAUGAUAAAGUCUUUUCAUAUAUCUGAAGAUGAUGAACACUCAUAUUAAAUCAAUGAAGACAGAUACUAUUCUCAUGCAUAAUUUUUAUCAACGCCCUAUUACAAAGACAAAAUUUGAUUUACAUGGAAAAUAAAUGACAUAUUUCCAUCUGAAAAAAAAAUCGCUCAAAUUUUUAAAGGAAAUGAAGAUUUUGUUUAUGAAAACAUCAUAUAAGAAAUUGGUUAAAAAGCACAAAACUUCGAUACCAGUGUCUUGAAGGAUUCUUAAGUGCUGAAGAUAUCACUAAACUAAUAAACUUGAAACAAGAACGAAAUUUAGGCAAAAGUUCUUAUCUCAAUAAAAGUGUUACAACACCUAUAUCUAAGAGUUUUGCGUUGUAAUACGGUUGCUAUUUAUAAUGUUUGCUAUGUACUUUUCUUAAUCGAAAUGUUAAAAAAAAUUUAUUCUUUCCUUUACUGCAAUGAAUUACUACAAUGAAUUAUUAUUCUGGUUGUAGCAUAUUAUUCCAGUAAGUUUUUGCCAAAAAAAGCUUCUUUUUUCCUUUCUCUUUGUACAUUAUUUUUUUCCAUCAAUUAAAUACAUUCUAAUCUAUACAACAUUUUAUAUCUCAUAUAGGUAUCUGUGUAUAUACACAUUGAUAUAUGUCCUUUUUAUAUUCCUGAUAUGGGUACAUUUUUAUCUGUUAUGUAUUUGUAUUUUUCCUAUUAUGUAUAUAAUAUGUGUAUGUUGUGAAUAUUAAAUUGUAUCUAUUUAA